AUGAUGACUCCUUCGAUGGUUCUAUUGACUAUAGCAUUGGCUUUCGGUUAUGUUCAAAUUAUCAUCGCAGCAGAGUGUGGUGCUAAUGAAAAACGAGUCGACUGUGCUCGUGACAUAACUUGUCAAGCGACUUGUAAAGAGCCAAAUGGUAAAUUAUGUCCACGUAUGUGCAGUUUGAGUUCAUGUGAAUGUAAGGAUGGUUAUUUACGUGAUGAUAAUUUAAAUUGUGUUCCAAAAGGAGAAUGCCAUGCACGAAUAGUACGAGAUCAACCAGCUUGUGGUACGAAUGAAAUCGAAAUAGACUGUGCACCACUUGUACAGUGUCAACGAUCAUGUGAUCGACCAAAAGGAGGCGCUUGUCCACGAAUGUGUGCACUAAAUCGAUGUGUUUGUAAGCUUGGUUAUAUUCGCGUAUCGCGUACUAACCGAACAUGUAUAGAACAAACCGAAUGCGCACAAACAGUAAAUGCUCAAUGUGGUGAAAACGAAGAAUAUUCCAAAUGUGCUCCACAAUGUCAAGCCUCAUGUGAAAGUAACGAACAAGAACCUUAAAAUCAGAUCAAGCCCAAACUAGGUAUUCAUCCAUGUCAUGGGUGUCAAUCAGCAUUUUGUCUUCCACAUUUGAUGAAACAUCGACAGGAUUUGGUACAAAAACUGGAUGCAGUCAUCAUGCAACGCGAUGAAAUAUUCGAAACGAUCUUCAAUAGAUCAAGCAUGACUAAUGACAACAUGGGAAAAUCCCUAAACGAAAUCAGUGAAUGGGAGGAAAAGAUGCAUGAUGUUGUACAUCAAACUGCAGAGAAAACACGUGAGAACCUUCGUGUAGAAUAUUUGACGCGCUUCAAUGAAAUCAAAGAUCAAUACGACCAAUUCACGAAAGAAUUGACCGAAAAACGCGAAAAUGAUGACUUCUUCGAAGACGAUAUCGUGCAAUUGUCCACGAAAUUAGACUAUUUCAAACAAGAAGUCCGUCAAUUUCAUGUCAACCUUGAAUUUAAUCUAUUACCACACGAUGUUGAAAUUACCCAAAAGAAAAAAAACACAGUUUCUUAUCUAACUAGUUCGCAAUUACUAUGUGAACGUCAAGUUAUUUCAUUACACGAUCGAAAUUGUUUUUUUCUUGCAGCAUCCGACGUACAUAUACUUGCGUAUAUAUUAAGUAUCAAUCGUAAUGAAAACCGACUUGUUCUCUACAAUAUUUCUACUGGACAGGAACUUCGUUCUACAGAGCUUGACGUUCGACUUGUUCUUGUCUACGAUCCAGAACAGAUGACUGUGACACCGUUGAAUGAAGUUCAACCAAUUGAUGAACAUCCGUUAUGGUCAAUAACAGUGGCAUCGAAUACAAAUGAUGCUUUUCUUAGUGUCGAUAGCAAUGGUUUUAUCGAACGGUGGUCAACAGAAAGUCAUCCAGAUUGGAAAUUGAUCAAACGAUGGAAUGCAAAAGAUGUUGUUCAACCGACAGAUUCAGGCAUUCGCAUGAUACGAAUAUGUGAUACGAGUAAUCAGUUAGCUGGUCUUAUUCUUCAACAAGAUCGACAUUGGCGUAUUGACAUAUUUGAUUUUCAGUUACAUUUGAUACAUCACGGUCGAACGCUGAUGAUUUCUAAUGAAAUUGAGAAGCCUAGUUUUGGUUGUCGCAUUCUACUUCUUUCCAAUGAGAAUGAUCAAACAUGGUUAAUGAGUAAAUAUUCAUCCACCACUCGUCCAUCUUCAUCUUUAGAUCAAACAUCCCGACACGACAAUGAGCAUGAUCAAAAUCAGACAGUUGAAGUUCCGAUUACCAGGGUGUCUCAGUAUUCAUCGCCUCGACCGAAAUAUGAUCGACAACAGCAAGCGUCAUUCAUGGAUUCGCAAGCUAGAAACAAGCCUGCAGCAUGGUCACCUCAACGUUCAGUGAUUCUCGGUUCCUUUUCGGAUCCACCGACUUAUGUGAUACAUUUCCUUGAUACUCAUUUGACACUCCUACAAAAUUAUCAAAUUUGUUCCUUAUUUGGCCGUGUUCGUAUUCAUGGGUGUAAUCUAAAUCCAUUGAACUACUAUUCUGUAUACAACUAUCGAACAAACACGGCACUUCCGAUCGAAUUUUGUCCACAGACAACGACUAUGCUAGUCGAUGUGAAAACAGUGAUACCAGAUGAACAAUUAGCUGAAGAUGUUGUUGCUCGUGUUCAACAGAGUGGCGGUGAUGUACUGUUAAUUCGAAAAGAAUUGAGCGAGCAGUCAUUAUUUCUUAAAACUAUGCGAGAACAUCGGUUUUACAGCAAAUGGUUUAUGGAAAAUUAUCAAAUUUAUCCUCAGGAUCAGUGGAGACAAAUGGAACUAAGUUUACAAGUCCGUUUAAUUGAAACAACAAGCUCCAGUGCAGUUAUUCCUCGUGAAGAUUUCGUCUCAACUAUCGAUCGCAUAAUCAGUCGAUGGUUAUUGGGUGCGACCGAAGAGUUUGCUUUUGUCGUGAUAAUCUGCGGUGAAAAAGACGUGGGUAAAUCCACAUUCACCCGUCUUCUCGUCAACCGUGCACUCAAUCAUAUUAAUUCAGUGUACAAUUUAAUCUAUUUCGAUUGUGAUAUCGGACAGUGUGAAUUCACCAUGGGAGGAUGUUUAUCGUACCAAACUGUUACUUCACCCUUACUCGGCCCGCCUUGUUCGCAUGUUCAAACUAGUCCAAAACCAGACCGAGUUCUUUACUACGGUCAGGUUUCACCUCAAUCAUCGCCUGUGCGGUAUUUGGAAUAUGUUAGUAAACUGAGACAAGUGUGGAACGUUGAUUAUGGUAGUCGACAACCAAAUCGAUCGAUGAUUGUCGUCAACACGAUGGGCUGGGGAACCGGUCUUGGUCUUGAAAUAUUGAAAGAAACACUAUGUAUGUGUAAUCCGCAUGUCGUUAUCCAACUAACAGACGCUUGGAGUGCAUCUCAACCUCGAGAACAAAUGCCUGAUGUGACACUGGAAUGGCUAUUAAAACAGCCCGUUUUUGCACCAUAUCGCCGUCAAAUUCAAAUGAGUACCAGUCGACAAGAAGAUUACGAUGGAAAAUUGAAUUAUGAAUACAUCAAAUUACAGUCCGGUGCGUGUCCGAAUAAUCAAGCAAGACCAUCGUCUAGUAACACACAAAAGCCACGUCCGCGUGACCAUCGUCUUUUGGCAACUUGGUCCUAUUUUUUUUCAUCAAAAUUACAUCGAAUACAUCUUCCGUGGUCAGAAGUCAUUCACGUAUCUUUACUUGAGAAUACCAAUCCGAACGCAUUACCUGCUAAGUUAGAGAAAACUAUCGUCGGAUUCUGUUUCGAUGAGAACAUGAAAUUACAGUCUCAAGAUACUGUUGUUUCUGUUGGUGGUAAACAAUACAUAUUAAACCCGCAAGACCUUAUCAUUGAAUGUUUUGGUUUCGGUUGGAUUGAACGAUGUGAUACAGAAACGCAAACUUACGAAAUCUAUACACCUGUUCACUGCUUGUCAAAUAUCUCUUUUCUGGUUACCGGUGCGUUUGAUACACCAGAAGAGUUUCAAUUUGUGUUUAAACGUGUAGCUGUAGAAUAA
Adineta ricciae is the source of this 3540-nucleotide messenger RNA. Lineage: Eukaryota; Metazoa; Rotifera; Eurotatoria; Adinetida; Adinetidae. The record is from the annotation of a GenBank genome assembly.